This is a messenger RNA of Punica granatum (pomegranate), 1119 nucleotides long. The record is from RefSeq and is a predicted model, not a curated record. NCBI's taxonomy places the organism in Eukaryota, Viridiplantae, Streptophyta, Magnoliopsida, Myrtales, Lythraceae.
GAUAUCAUAUACAAAGACAUUCCCACAUUCGCUUGUCAUCUACAAACUCGAGCGUUUCAAUAGAAAUCACCGAAUCUAGAUUAUCGGAAGACCUACUAAGCGAUUACGUAUCAAGAAGGAGUUGUGAUUAAAGCUUAAAUACACAUAGUUUGUAUCUGUGAGUUUUGAGACUUUCAACCGUGCGCCAAAUUCUAUAUGGAUAUAGCUUACGUUUGCCGGGGAUAUGAUUCGCAGUCGUUCGAUUCAGACUGCUGCACCUACACCACUAAGCUCGCUGAGUCACCUUCCCCAUCAGAGUUGUGCACGCGGCCCGUGGUGCACUCUGACGAGGAGGUGGUCUUGCUGGCAUCGAGCAAGCCGAAGAAGAGAGCCGGCCGGAGGGUCUUCAAGGAGACACGCCACCCUGUCUACCACGGUGUGCGAAGGAGGAACAGGAAUAAGUGGGUGUGCGAGCUCCGUGAGCCCAACAAGAGGACCCGGAUUUGGCUCGGGACGUAUCCCACUGCCGAGAUGGCAGCAAGGGCACACGAUGUUGGAGCCCUCGCCUUGCGGGGUAAGAGGGCGUGCCUCAACUUUGCAGACUCUGCAUGGCGGCUCCAGGUUCCUGCCUCGAGUGAGGCAGCCGAUCUCAGGAGGGUGGCGCUGGAGGCUGCAGAGGCAUUUCAACCCCACGAAGCGAGAAGCAAGGAAGAAGCCCGUGACAGUACUGCCGAUGGCGAGGAGCAGGUACGGGAAACUAUCACUGUCAGUUCUCAAAGCUUAUUUUCGAGUUGUCCCGAGGUGGAUGUCACAACAUUGCCGGAGAUAAGAACAGCAGUGUCCGAGGAUUAUGCGAAUUGCGACGGAGGUGAUCAAGAGUUAAACAUGGCAAGGUGGGCCGACCGGCCACUGCUUUCUCCCCCUCCUUCUUGUUCGGGGCAUAGUACCAUCAACUGGGAUUGUUAUGAUGCUGAAGUUCACGACGUCGAUAUCACAUUAUGGAGCUAUUCCACAUAAUCUCUUAGAGAUAGACAACUAAUUAAUUAAUCAGGAAUAAUUUUUCUGGUUUCAGUGCAAGACCUUUUUUUUUUCUCAGCUAUUGUCCUGCUUAUUAAUCUUUUGACCACUUUUUUUUUCCGA